Pseudocercospora fijiensis CIRAD86 is the source of this 1341-nucleotide messenger RNA. RefSeq lists its product as uncharacterized. Lineage: Eukaryota; Fungi; Ascomycota; Dothideomycetes; Mycosphaerellales; Mycosphaerellaceae. Gene Ontology annotation, molecular function: dihydroorotate dehydrogenase activity. Gene Ontology annotation, cellular component: mitochondrial inner membrane; cytoplasm. Gene Ontology annotation, biological process: pyrimidine ribonucleotide biosynthetic process; 'de novo' pyrimidine nucleobase biosynthetic process. The record is from RefSeq and is a predicted model, not a curated record. The coding region runs from base 1 to 1341 and encodes 446 amino acids. The transcript is spliced from 3 exons.
AUGCUGGCCACGCAGAGGCUGUUUGCGUACAUCUAUGGCACUGGGCUGGUGCUCUUGCUCUCCUUCGGCUACCUCUACAUCACCGAUACCCGCGCCAGCCUACAUCAAUACUUUGUCGUCCCUCUCAUAAGGCUUGUCUACUCGGAUGCAGAGGAUGCGCAUCAUGCUGGCGUUCGCUACAUCAAAGCUCUUUAUGACUUCAAUCUUCACAUUCGGGAACGAGGCAACCAAGAUAAAGAGCUCGGAGAUUUGAAGGUGGAAGUAUUUGGCCAUGUUCUCCACAACCCACUGGGAACAUCCGCGGGCAUCGACAAAGAUGCUGAAAUUCCAGAUGCGCUCAUGGCAUUGGGACCUGCAGUCGUAGAAGUUGGAGGCACCACGCCACUACCGCAGCUGGGCAAUCCGAAGCCCAGAGUGUUUAGAAUCCCUAGCCAGAACGCCUUGAUCAACAGGUACGGCUUGAACUCUGAAGGAGCAGCCCAUGUCGCAGCACAGCUUCGUGAACGGGUACGGCACUUUGCGUAUGCCAGCGGCCUUGGGCUGGGCCCUGACUCGGAGAAGCUGGUUCUCGAUGGCGAGGCCGGUGUCCCUCCUGGCAGUCUUGUACCAGGAAAGCUACUGGCUGUUCAAAUCGCGAAGAACAAGACAACUCCAGAUGCCGAUAUUGCAGCGGUCGCAAGAGAUUACGUCUUCUGUGUCGACCAUCUUGCCAAAUACGCUGACGUCUUGGUUGUGAACGUGUCGUCGCCCAACACGCCAGGACUCCGAGAUCUACAAGCUACUGCUCCAUUGACUGCCAUUUUGUCUGCUGUAGUAGACGCUGCCAAGUCUGUAGACCGAAAGACUAAGCCGGCCGUCAUGGUCAAGGUGUCGCCGGACGAAGAUACCGACUCACAGAUUGAAGGUAUUUGCUCAGCAGUCUGGGCUUCGGGUGUAGACGGAGUUAUAGUUGGCAACACAACCAAGAAACGACCCGACCCACUGCCUCAAGGAUAUGUCAUACCUGUGAAGGAGGCAGCGACGCUUACAGAAGUGGGUGGCUAUUCUGGCCCGCAGAUGUUCAAGCGUACUCUCGAUCUCGUGAAGAGAUAUCGCAUAAAUCUCGAUCAAGGCCCACAAGAGGAUGCUCGAGACUCAACUCCAAGCUUUUCUCCAGCCUCAAAAGUCAUUUUCGCCUCUGGCGGCAUCACCAACGGCGAGCAGUGCUUGGAGAUUCUAAAUGCAGGAGCAAGCGUCUGCCAAAUUUACACUGCAAUGAUGUACGGUGGCGUCGGCACGGUGACGCGAAUCAAAUCAGAAAUGCGAGAAGCUAUUAAGGGAGUUAGAGAUAAAUCCUCGUAG